This is a messenger RNA of Hyaloscypha bicolor E, 1551 nucleotides long. RefSeq names its product cytochrome P450. The record is from RefSeq and is a predicted model, not a curated record. The transcript is spliced from 7 exons. Gene Ontology annotation, molecular function: monooxygenase activity; oxidoreductase activity, acting on paired donors, with incorporation or reduction of molecular oxygen; heme binding. The coding region runs from base 1 to 1551 and encodes 516 amino acids. Lineage: Eukaryota; Fungi; Ascomycota; Leotiomycetes; Helotiales; Hyaloscyphaceae.
AUGGCUUUCCUCGAGCUCCUCCCAAGCAAUCCAAGCACCCAGCAGAUCUUGUCGAUCGGUCUGCUAUGCCUACUGCUCUCCUUUAUUGCUCGCAGAGCGUAUAGCGUCUACUUGGGCCCUCUUUCCAAAUUCCCCGGCCCCAAGCUCGCUGCUGCAACCUUGUGGUACGAGUUCUACUACGACGUAAUCUUGAAAGGAAACUACACCUUCAAGAUAAAGGAGUUGCACAGGAAAUAUGGACCCAUUAUUCGAAUCAGUCCAAAUGAGCUCCACAUCGACGAGCCUGACUACUAUGAGAAGCUGUACUCCCAGCACGAGCCGCGCGACAAGUCCGAAUAUUAUCUCAAUCAAUUCCAGCUUCCAGGCUCUUCGUUCGGAACGGCCGAUCACAGACAUCACCGAAAACGCCGCGGUGCUCUCAACCCUUUCCUCUCGAAGCAAUCGGUGGGACGCGUGCAGCCCAUGCUCACCUACAUGAUCGAUAAGUUAUGCAACCGAAUCGAAGAGUUCCGGAAGUCAGGCCAGCCAAUGCCAAUACGUCUGGUGUACUCGUGUCUGGCUACAGAUAUUGUCACCCUGAUCAUUUUGAAUCACAACCCGAAUCUCUUGGACAGUCCUGACUUCUCCCCGGUUUGGGUAGAGACCGUCAAGGCGAUAGCCGCAGCGGGACAUACGAUGAAGCAGUUUCCAUGGAUUUUCUCUAUCAUUCGAGCCCUUCCCCCAAGUUUCGUUGGUGCGAUGAAUCCCGGCAUGCUCCUGCUUCUAGAGUCUCAGGCUCUAACCCAACAAGAAACUCGCAACGUCCUCGAAGGAAAAUACAAAGCCGACAAGGCGUACGAAUCUCUGGGCCUCGAGAAGACAAUUUUCCAUGAAAUCUUGGAAUCGGAUCUUCCCCCUGGAGAGAAAUCCUUCGAGCGCUUGUGGCAGGAAGCACAAGUCACUAUUGGUGCCGGAGCGGACACGACGGGCAAUGCAUUCACUGUUACGCAUUUCCAUCUUUUGGACAACCCAGACAUUCUCAAGAAGCUGCUGGCAGAGCUCAAGGAAGCUCUACCGAAGAAGUAUGACCCCGUGGAUUUGAAAGUUGUGGAGCAACUGCCGUAUCUGAAUGCAGUGCUCAAUGAGGGUCUGAGACUCUCCUAUGGCAUCAGCACCCGCUCGCCACGCAUUCAUCCGACCGAAAGCAUGAAGUUCCACCAGUAUGAGAUACCUGCCGGCACCCCAGUAGGCAUGACAUCCGUCCACAUCCACCAAAACGAAUCCAUCUUCCCCGAAGCAAACAAGUUCAAGCCUGAACGCUGGCUGCUGAAACGUCCUAAUGGCGCUCCACCUCUCGAUCGAUAUCUUGUUUCGUUUUCCAAGGGGUCUAGGCAGUGCGUUGGCAUGAAUCUUGCAAAAGCUGAGCUGCAGCUGGCAAUCGCCACCAUCUUUAGGCGUUUCGAAAACCAGGAGCUGUUCGAAACUACGAGAGCUGAUGUCGACAUUCAGCAUGAUCUAUUCCUACCACAGGCUGACUUGAGGAGCAAAGGUGUUCGCGUUAUUUUCAAGUGA